Vigna umbellata (rice bean) is the source of this 1910-nucleotide messenger RNA. The record is from RefSeq and is a predicted model, not a curated record. NCBI's taxonomy places the organism in Eukaryota, Viridiplantae, Streptophyta, Magnoliopsida, Fabales, Fabaceae.
UCACCAAUGAGGAUUUUUACUGGGUAUUUAAUUCACCUGAAAAUUUUUCUUCCUUUAACCUAUUUAACUUGCUUGUUCGGUGCAAAAUGGUAUCUUUUGGUGCUGAAUAUAAUUGAAAGCAUUUUUCUGUGUUCCCCGGGAUUUCAUUUUGUUUGGGAUUAUGGUAUAACCGAGAAAAACCCAAUAUUAUGCUACCCUCGAAUGACUAACUUUCCAUUUCUGCAAUAAUAUUUCACAUUAUGGAAUGGUAAAGUCUAAAGUUUUUGUGUUUCUUUUCUAUCCUACGUUUGGAAUAAUACAACUCUUUCUUGAGACUUUGAUCUGUUGGAUUCUGUUCUGUGUACCUCACUCUAAUGGGUUUCUAUUUUUGUUUUUCUUGUUAUUUUGCCACUUAAUUUUUGUAUUGAUUGUUGAUUAGAUUCAUAGGAUUUUGAUUCUAGUUCAAUGAGAUUGUUGUAGGUGAAAACUUGUAGCUUAGUGUGUGUGAAUGAUAGAACUUCAGGGCUAAGAGGUUGUUAAGAAGAUGGUUGGAAACAUUGCAAUCAUUGUUUCAUCAUUGCCAACUUCUUUUUCUUCAUGUCUGAUUAACCUUCCAAGAGAUUCUCCAAGCCUCAAGCUUCUUCCAAUCAGACACCAAAUACAAAUCAACAGAACCAGAGCUACAUCUUCUGAUGCAGGUCAUGGUACUGCGGAAGCAAAAGAUCCUGCUGCAGCUUCUUUGAAGAUUCCACACACUGUUUGGAGGAAAACAUUGAAGCCAUUAAGUGAUUUUGGUUUCAGCGAUAGGAGCAUCUGGGAAGGUGGGGUUGGACUGUUUUUAGUGUCUGGUACUGUCCUAUUUGUUCUUAGUUUGGCCUGGUUAAGGGCCUUCCAAAUAAGAUCCAAAUUCAGGAAGUACACAGUUGCGGUUCUGUUUGCUCAAGCUUGUGGCAUAAGCAAAGGAACACCUGUGAGAAUCAGAGGAGCCACUGUUGGUAAUGUCAUUGGUGUCAAUCCUUCUUUGAAGUGUAUUGAAGCGGUUGUUGAGGUUGGUGAUGUCAAAACCAUCAUACCACGGAAUUCACUGAUUGAGGUAAACCAGUCAGGUCUUUUGAUGGAAACAAAAAUUGACAUCACUCCUCGUGAUCCAAUUCCAACACCUUCUGUUGGUCCUCUUGAUGAAGAUUGUACUAAGGAGGGUCUUAUUGUGUGUGAUCGUGAAAAGAUCAAUGGCCAGCAAGGAACAAGUUUGGAUACAUUGGUUCGGAUAUGCACCCGCCUUGGGCGUGCAUUAGAGGAAAUCGGUAUCAGCAAUAGCUAUUCAUUGGCAGAACGAGUACUUUCCAUCAUUGAAGAAGCAAAACCUCUUCUCAGACAGAUCAAAGCCAUGGCUGAAGAUGUUCAUCCUUUGUUGGCUGAGGUCCGAGACAGUGGCCUGUUGAAGGAACUUGAGAAUUUAACCCAAAACCUUACCCAAGCUUCUGAGGAUUUGAGAAGGGUACAUUCAUCGAUUAUGACCCCUGAGAACACUACACUCGUUCACAAGUCCAUAAACACACUUAGUUUUACCUUGAAGAACAUUGAGUAUAUUAGCAAGGAUAUUGUGGAUUUUACUGGGGACGAGACUACUAAAAAGAAUUUGAAAUUGCUUAUCAACAACCUCAGCAGGCUAUUAUGAAGUCAAAAAAUGAAGAUAGGAAGCACAAAAUCAUAGGUGUUACCGACCAGUUUAGAACUGAUUUCCACGUGAAUGGUCUUGUUUCUUAUGCAAUAAUUAUCCACUCGUCUGUGAUGCAAGGACGGAUUUUAAUAAUGGUUGAAGCUCUAGGCUUUUAGAAAGAAUGAAGUUACUAAUUAAAGGGUCAUCAUGGCACAUUCAAAGUGGUUCUAGUUGAUGAAGAUUUGAUUUGGACGCAAUUAUCCAAAUAUCU